Messenger RNA from Pistacia vera, 635 nucleotides. RefSeq lists its product as uncharacterized. The transcript is spliced from 4 exons. The record is from RefSeq and is a predicted model, not a curated record. Bases 47 to 424 code for a protein of 125 amino acids. NCBI's taxonomy places the organism in Eukaryota, Viridiplantae, Streptophyta, Magnoliopsida, Sapindales, Anacardiaceae.
CUCUCAAAUUUAGGGUUUUGGCAGAAUACAAGAAAGGACCUCUGAGAUGGCAAAGUACAAUGUGGUGCUGAAGAGGAAGAGAGCGGAGAAAGCAGAGAGAAAGAGAUCGAGACAUGGAGACCCAAAAACCGCGAAGCUCAAGAACAAGCCUCAGAAUCUGUCUGUCUCGGGCAAGCGCCAACGCAAACUCUUCAAGAAAUGGCGCAGAGACCAAAAGGAGGCUGUGGGGAGUGGUCUUGUGAGUAUGCAAGAUGUGGAGAUGGCUGUUGGUGAAGGUACAUCAGCAGACGCCAACAAAACACCAACGAAAUUUCAUAUGAAAAAGGGUUUGAAGCUUAAACACUUAAAGCGUAAAGGUAAAAAAGGCAAAAGCUCCUCAAAACCAGCGACUGCCGCAACGUCAGUGGAUUCCAUGGUAGAAUAAUUAUAAACAAAUUAAUUAUUCAAAUCCUUGUAUUUUGUUUUAGAUAGUUGCUGCAUAACUCAAGUCAGUUGUAUUUCAAUGCAUUGGAUUUGCUUGUUCUUUUGUUGAUGAAUUGUUCUCCAUAUGUGGAAUAUUGAGGAAAACCAGAAAAAAGAAAAAGAAAAGAGAAAAUUUGAAGUACAAAAUUGUAAAUAGAUUGUGUGGUCUUCCA